GGCAUUACCGCCGUGUCAUCUAUGGACUAGGGCCCUAUAUCGCUGAUUAUCCGGAGCAAGCCCUACUUGCAUGUAUCGUGCAGGGAUGGUGUCCGAGGUGCGCUGCUCCUAGCAAUAACCUUGAUGAUGGCGAUAAUGUCCCACGAUCUCAUGAGCACACUCGCGCGUUGCUGAAAACGUUCGACUUGAAGACGCUAUGGGACGAUUAUGGCAUCGUCGGUGAUCUUGUGCCGUUCACAGUAGACUUCCCCCGCGCGGAUAUUCACGAGCUGCUUGCCCCCGACCUCUUGCAUCAAGUGAUCAAGGGCACCUUCAAGGACCAUCUUGUGACCUGGACUGUCCAAUACAUCACCAACGAGUAUGGCAGUGAAGCUCCGAAGAUUCUCGCAGAUAUAGACCGGAGAAUAUCUGUGGUUCCCAACUUCCCUGGGUUGAGGCGUUUCCCGCAAGGCCGGGGGUUUAAGCAGUGGACAGGCGACGAUUCAAAGGCAUUGAUGAAGGUGUAUCUUCCCGCAAUUGCGGGGUACGUCCCACCAGAGAUGGUGCGAGCUCUGAGUACUUUUCUCGAGUUCUGCUAUCUGGUACGCCGCGACACAAUAAGCGAAGACACUCUUACCGCCAUUGGCACUGCAUUGGAUCGCUUUCACCGGGAACGUGAAGUGUUCCGCAACGCUGGCAUCCGAGGGGAAGGCUUCUCGCUCCCACGACAACACUCUCUUAAGCACUAUCCGUUCGUCAUUACUGAGUUCGGAGCACCCAACGGCCUUUGCUCUUCCAUCACCGAAUCUGCUCAUAUCAAAGCUGUGAAGAAACCCUACCGCCGCUCCAACAGAUUCAAUGCUCUUGGUCAAAUGCUCCUCACCAACCAGCGACUGGAUAAGCUUGCCGCUGCACGUGUCGACUUCCGCAGUCGAGGCAUGCUUGAGGGUGUAUGUCUACCAGAAGCUUUUCGAACGCGAAGGGUGCCAGCGAAUCCAGAACGCGAUAACACCGAUGGCGAUCAGGCUGAAGAUGAAGAAGCAGAAGGUUGGGCAGUAGACGGGGAUGAGGUCGAUGCUGAAGUGGUGUUGUCAAGACGACAUGUGCGCGGGUUACCAAAGAGUAUUCGUACUCUUGGCGAACACUUAGGAUAUCCAUCUCUUGAAGCUCUCGCACGCCGCUUCCUGUUCGAGCAGCAGAACCCUGAACACGCCAACCCAGCGGAUAUACCACUUGCUCAAUGUCCCCCAGUCACCUCUCGUGUGAAAGUCUUUCCAUCCGCUAUCGCUAUGUUCUACGCACCAAGUGACUACUCCGGAACUAAGGGUAUGCGCCGCGAGAGGAUCCGCUGUGUCCGACAGUGGCGAAAUGAAGGCCCGCGGCGUGACUGUGCAUUUGUAGUGAAGGACAGCUCUCUUCCGGGCUUUCGUGGCUUGGAUGUUGUUCGAGUUAUGCUCCUCUUCUCGUUCACUUAUCAGGAAGUCGAGUACCCGUGUGCCCUUGUGCACUGGUUUGUGCCAGCGGACGACAAGCCUGAUGAGAAUACUGGGAUGUGGGUUGUUGAGCCGGACAUGGAUCCUCGGGGUAAGCCUGUCCUACAGGUAAUUCACUUGGAUACCAUGUUGCGCGCGGCGCAUCUCGUAGGUGCCGCAGGUCAUGAUUCUAUCCCACGGACACUCCAACAUUAUCGCGCCCUCGACAUGUUUCGGGCAUUUUAUGUCAACAAAUAUGCUGAUCACCACGCACACACAAUAGCCUUUUGA
Molecule: messenger RNA, 1742 nt
Organism: Phanerochaete carnosa HHB-10118-sp
Lineage: Eukaryota; Fungi; Basidiomycota; Agaricomycetes; Polyporales; Phanerochaetaceae
Exons: 6
Source: RefSeq, a predicted model, not a curated record